Molecule: messenger RNA, 1199 nt
Organism: Syzygium oleosum
Lineage: Eukaryota; Viridiplantae; Streptophyta; Magnoliopsida; Myrtales; Myrtaceae
Exons: 4
Coding region: 94-1068 (324 amino acids)
Molecular function (GO): hydrolase activity
Source: RefSeq, a predicted model, not a curated record
AUCGUCUUCCUCUGUCCCCGACAAAGUACAGUUUCAUUUGGCGUCUCUCUCUCUCUUGCAGCAUCGAGGACAUCGCCUGGUCGUCGCACGAGGAUGUCGUCGGUGCCGUUCGAGUACGAGGUGAGCCACAGCAGGGUGAGGACGAACGGGAUAUGGAUGCACGUGGCGGAGAAGGGGGAGGGCCCCCACCUGGUGCUCCUCCUCCACGGCUUCCCGGAGACGUGGUACGCCUGGCGCCACCAGAUGGCCUCCCUCGCCGCCGCCGGCUUCCGCGCCGUCGCCCCCGACCUCCGUGGCUACGGCGACUCCGACUCCCCUCUCAGCCCCGCCGCCUACACCAUCCCCCACCUCGUCGGCGACCUCGUCGGCCUCCUCGACCACCUCGGUCAUCGCCAGGCAUUUGUGGUGGGACAUGACUGGGGAGCAGUUGCAGGAUGGUUCCUGAGCUUGUUCAGGCCUGAUUUGGUGAAGGGCCUGGUUGCUCUCUCUUCUCCGUAUUCCCCCAGAUCUCCAGGAAUCAGAAUUCUUGAUUCGUACAAGCCGCUCGGAGAUGGUUUCUUCAUCACUCAAUUUCAGAAGCCGGGAAGAGCGGAGCGGGCGUUUGCGAGAUAUGACUAUUUGACGGUGAUGAAGAAGCUGCUCUUGCACAACAAAAAGGAGAUACUAAUUGCUCCUCCUGGAAUGGAGAUCAUUGACUUCGUGGAAACUCCGGCCACAUUGCCCUCCUGGAUUACCGAAGAAGAUUUGCAGGUCUACGCUGACAAGUUUCAGGAGUCGGGUUUCACUGGCCCUCUCAACUACUACCGAGCUAUGGACUUGAAUUGGGAGCUUCUUGGGCCGUGGGAUGGGGCAAAAAUCACAGUGCCUACCAAGUUCAUAGUCGGCAACAAGGAGCAUGGUUUCGAGUCGGCUGGUGCCAAUGAGUACAUUAAAGGAAAGAUAUUCAAAGACCUCGUUCCCAAUCUUGAAGUCGUCAUUCUAGAUGGGCACCGUUUCAUCCACGAGGAGAGAGCGCAACAAGUUUGCGAUGAAAUUCUCAGCUUCUUUCAUAAACUUUCUGUUGAAUAGCAGCUUUGAUUGGUCUUGAUCAUACUGCAGAAAGUUUCUCAAUGUGCCAUUACCUCCCCCACUUUCUCUCCACUGUGCAGUGUACUCGCCAAUGUCAGUUAAACAAAAGAAUGAGAUUGUUUUCAUUGUCA